UUCCUUCCUUUUUUUUUGAACUUUCAACUUUGACCUUUGCACCUGCACAUUACUUUCCAAGCUUCAAGCAGCUCUCCCACGAGGAAAGCUUUACACGUUUCCCACCCGCAACCAGCCAUAUCCCGUUUUAAUAGCACGGAUUGAGGAAGAUAUGCCGAUACCGCUAUGGCGGUCUGUCAAUGGAAUAACGGUUCCAGUAACGAUUACUAGUGCAAAGCAGACUGGGGUCAACCUUGGCUCAACGACCACCGAGUCAGAUACUUCCUUUAAUGAAACAUCACGAUCAGAGGUAUAUGUCGAUACAAGCCCAAGACUGGGGAGGAAAGCACGCAAACGACGUUCCGAGCUCAAUAGAUUGCGACAGUCACCAGGUCAACAAGUUUCCGUACCAGAGCUUGUACCAAUAUUACCACCAGCCGUGCAGGAUAGAGGCAAAACGAAAUUUGAAUGGACUGGUCUUCACAACAGCGUCAAAAUGCAACUUCCAUUUAGGAACCGACCACGCUCCCCGCCGCGACAGCUACCCACUCCCCUUUCCAUUCCUAAUGCCGUGACGGUCAGCACGGAUGCAUCGCUCCGUUCUCCUGCCUCCGGAUACCUGUCAGAUUCAUCAAUAGUUGUAGAGACAACCUGGGCAGCUGAGCAGGAAGCUUGGAUAAUUGGCGAUGAGGACCACAAGUACUUGGAAGACUUACCGGAUCUAGGGUUCGACGUGGAGACGCCAUUGUCCAUCUCUCGCAGGGAAUCAAGGGGGGAAUCAAUGAUAUCAAGUACCUCACAAGCAAACUCUGACAACACGAGCAAGAUGUAUCAUUUAUCGAUCGGCGAACAUCUGGAUCGAGAAGACACCCUACACGAUAUGCAGCAUAAUAUCUCACGGCCGAGCGCGCAUAGAAAUUCAGGAUCUAUCAAAGAGGACCCAUUUGUGAUUUUGGAUCAAGCAACUCAGGAAGAUAUGGACGUCGACGAUUCGGCCGAUGAGCUGCGAGAUGUCCCACCAGUGGCGACAGACACGAUAAAUCAUGAACUGCCAAGUUACGAGAGCAGCGACGAAGGGUGGACGUAGAUGGUGCGUCUCUCUAUCGGAAUCGGUCUUCUACCUGAAAUCAGAGCCGUGCCCGUAUUUCCUACGGGACGGACUGGUAAGAUGGGCUUGCAGAGUAAUAUUAGAUAUCUCAAAGGUGGGCAGAGUAUUGAAAAAGAAAAGAAACAUGAUUGGCCCGCAUGGGAAAUUGGCAAUUUGAAUCAGAAAUAGCAGUAGGAUAUCAGUAGCAAUGAUCAAUAAAGCAC
Molecule: messenger RNA, 1290 nt
Organism: Spizellomyces punctatus DAOM BR117
Lineage: Eukaryota; Fungi; Chytridiomycota; Chytridiomycetes; Spizellomycetales; Spizellomycetaceae
Exons: 3
Coding region: 152-1066 (304 amino acids)
Source: RefSeq, a predicted model, not a curated record